Bemisia tabaci is the source of this 3598-nucleotide messenger RNA. Lineage: Eukaryota; Metazoa; Arthropoda; Insecta; Hemiptera; Aleyrodidae. The record is from RefSeq and is a predicted model, not a curated record.
CUCGCUCUUCCUUGCCGGAGGCCAGUCGAAAUUUCAGGUUAGUUCCAAAAUUUUAGUGUCCAAAUUCCAAGUGAUAAACCUCAAUAGAAAUAAGAAAAAAAAGACCCCGAAGUAAAUUCUCAGUUCCUCCGCGUUCCCGGAACUUGUUGUUCCGUCGGCGUGGGACCCCUUAAACGGAGUUAAUUGGUUCGCGGCUGUGAAUAGAGCGCCAUGAACGGGAACUCGUCGAGAGAGACAGAAAAAAUGCAUUAAAGGAACCCGGGUUCCGUCGAGAGGUUAUAUUUCCAGUCAAUUAUCGCCCGCGCCAAUUUUACAACGGAAAAAAUUAAUCUUUCUCCGCGAACGUGCGCCCCGACGCCCUGCCCCGCUCUCGGAGGAAGAUGACGUCAUGACGUCAUUCACUGCAACUUGACGCUAUUAUCAUUCUCGCCGGAUAGCAGGGUGUAAUCGCUGCAGUAGGAGCAGGCGAUGGUGAAGCUCCCUUCCAACCUAAAAAGUCACACAGGUCGACCAUGGAAACGACGUUGAUACAGGACGAGUGAGGCGACAGACAAUCCUGAAUGUCGCAACCGCACCGGUGUCAAGGGAUGUGCGGAGGCGGGCGAGCCCUGACCUGCGGCUGCUUCGGGGUCCCGCAGACCGACUCGGUCGACUUCUGCCAGGGGCUGCAGGAGCCGGAGUAUCCGCGAGCGGCGUGCGCGCGCAUAGCCGGCGGCGCGUGCUCAUGCAACAAGCAACGGCAACAACAGACCACCUGCAACAACCAACGGCAACAACAGACCAGAUGCUGUCCGCAACAAACGCAAUGCAAGCGGAAGGAAGAGUGCAUCGUCUGCUACAUCCCGCAGGACGGGGCCGGACAGAACUGCUGUCGCUGUCAGCCGCGCAGGGCGUCGUGCCAGCAGCCCCAGCUCCAAGCCUGCCCGUCGCAGGCCUGCGUCCAGCCAUGCCAGCCGAAGCCCCGCUCGAACUCCUGUUGCUCUCGGAAGCCUCUGCUCGAGUGCAUCAAGUUCCCCAACGGCCCCGGCUGCGUGCCCAUGACCUGCGAGGCCCUGCCCAACUGCCCCAACAAGUUCAUCUGCCGCCCGCUCGAGCAGAACCCGUGCCAGCAGCGCGAGCGGCGCCAGGAGCCGUGUCAGACGCAGCCGCAGUCCUUCAUCUUCCAGUCGUGUCCGUCCAACCACAAGAGCGGCUGUAAGACGGGCUGCAAGCCGGCGGCCGCGAAACCGCUCAAACUCAUGUGCAAGAUCACGCCCAUCCCAGCGCCGAGCCCGACCGCGCCGGCUGCCGAGCCCAAGGACCUCUUCGGGAGCGCCAGACCCGCGGAAGAGGCCAAGGAGGACACUUGGAGUGAGUUCAGGAGAAACCUUAACUAACGGAAGCUCGAGACCCACGGAAGAGGCCAAGGAGGACACUUGGAGUGAGUUCAGGAGAAACCUUAACUAACGGAAGCUCGAGACCCACGGAAGAGGCCAAGGAGGACACUUGGAGUGAGUUCAGGAGGAACCUUAACUAACGGGAACGCAAGACCCACGGAAGAGGCCAUAGACACUAGGAGUGAAUUCAGAAGGAACCCUAACUGACGGGAGUGCGAGACACACGAAAGAGGCCAAAGAGGACACUUGGAGUGUUCAGGAGGGACCUUAACUGACAUUCAAACGAUGCGACAGAGGCGGAUCGUCCAAUCAGCGUGAUGGCUUGACCUCCACGCUCCUCCUCCGUCGCAGAUCUCCACGGAGCUUCUAGCGGCUGGUUCAAGACCCACGGAAGAGGCAAAGGAAGACACUUAGAGUGAGUUCAGGAGGAACCUAAACUAACAUUCGACAGAGGCCAAUCGUCCAAUCAGCGUGACGGCUGAGGGGAUGUCGCAGAUCUCCGCGGAGCUUUUGGUGGCUGGUCAUUUCGGCCAAUGGGUCAGUUGCGCUGAUCACAGAAUCGUGUUUGGAUGCUUUAUUCUUGUAGAUUAACUAAUUUUCAGAUCUGUUCAAACUUCAACUUUCAACGUUGAAUAUUAACCGAGAUAUCGCACCUUGAAAAACUCGAUUUACGACGUCUUCCAACGUGGUAGUACGAACCAUGUUAUACACCUCUGCGGUGGAUGACGUCAAAAACCCGACUAUUCAAAGGACGACAUCUCGGUUAAUAUCCAACGCAGACAGUUGCCGUUCGGGCAGAUCUUAUUUUUAGGUAAUCUACAAGAACCAAGCAUCAAAGCACGAUUCUGUUGCCAACGUAACUGGCGCAUUGGAUGAAUAUGGCAAUGGAUGAAUAGGGACGAUUCGGUUCAACACGGAAGAAAAUGAAUCGCUACUCUUAAAAUGCUAAAACUGGAUUCCAGGUUUACCUGCUUUCCUAGAUGCAGGUGCAAUGUUGCUUUUAUGUCAAUGUCGCAGGCAAAUAAUCAGAUCAGGCAUUUUUAACAAAUGCCUAAGCAAAUAGUCAAAUUGUUAUAGUGUGAAAGGAUUUGUAGGCUUUCACAAAGAUCUCUCAAAUCGCCGAAAUUUUGAGGGUAAAAAUACAUCAAAGUACAAACUGCACAUCUUAAACCGUUCAAAUUGUAAGAAACUCAAUGCUUCACAAAAUUCUGCAUAUUUUGAGAUGAUUGUUCGUUUCAGGAUCAGAAAAAACUUCGUUUUUACAGAGAAUUAUUUCCCACAUGAUUAAAGAAAUAUUUGGUCCGUGGUUAGCAAAAUAAACGGAAUUUCAGUUUAAGUUAGAACAUUUGACAAUUUGCCUUGGCAUUUGCCUGAUUUGAAAUGCCUGAUUUGACUUUUUACCUGCGACAUCAACAAUUAUAUUGGUCCCGGCAAAAAUGUUACUGGACUCGAAAAACUAAUGUCGCGACCAGACUAUUUUUUACUACAAUAAUAUUACUGCAUCUAUCUAGGAAAAGUAAGGCCGGUCUGGAAAUUACUAGGAGCAUUCUUUGAGCACCAAUUAUUUUUUCUCCGAGGACAAGCAGCUCAGACUUAGAAGGUAAUUUGUUUAUGCAUUAAAAAAAACAUUCUUUUACUUUAACUCGCGUCCGAUUAAAUGAACAACUGCUGAUUUACUGAAUUUGCAUGUUGCUUAAGCAGAACAUUGCGGAAGCAGUUGCGUAAGAAUGUGAAAUUUGGAGACUCAUAUAUUAUGAAGAUACGAGCGAAGAAAGAGUUGUGGGAAAAUGUAAGCCCGGAGUGGUCAGGAAGAAUUAAUCUGCCUCUACUCUAUCUCUCUUGGAAAUCGUUUUGACUUUGUAAUGAUAAAAAUUGAAUGAUUAAAGGGCACCGCACUGCUGUUCAAUAGGGGAAUUUAGAGCAUAUUUCACUUAUGAUCUUGAAGUAUAAAAAUUCUACCGCUUCAAUUGAAAAAAGGGGGUAAAGAAUUCUCUCUCGUGUAACUGAAAUGCCAAAUUUUUUAUCUGCAUGCCAAAAGGUUUCUCCUUCUAUUCUGUUUUCUGUAUUUCAUUAUAACUUAAGCUGUUUUCAUUAGUUCAAGUUUAUUAUCUAAUUUUGGUUUCAAAUUAUUCAGUGGCAAACUAUAUACAAGUCCACGCCCGUUAGAUUUAUAGCACUCCAUCAAACACUUUCAUGUUGAAUAAAAUCAGUUCGGAAAAUUA